AUGGCGAAAGCAGAAGGCGCGUUGCGCGCAUUUAGUGGCCAGGAGGACUUGGAAGAGUUCUGGCAGAAGUUCCAGGUCGUGGGAAAAAUUCAGAAAUGGAGCACAGGCAAGGAGCGAAUGGCGCAUGUGCCUCUGUAUCUAUCUGGCGAUGCCUUUACGGUGUGGAGACAAAUGGCUACUGCGGAUCAGGAGGACGAGGAUAAGGUGAAGGCACGGCUUGAGGAGUCGUUCGCCUGCUCGUCGAGGGAGGCGUACUCCCAGUUUGUGCGACGUCGGAAGCGGGAAGAUGAAACUGUUGAUGUUUAUGCAUCUGACUUGCGCCUUUUGUUGACGCGUAGUGGCCACAAGGAAGCAGCAGAUGGAAAAGACCCGGUGCUCGUCGAGCAGUUCUUGUCAGGUCUGCCUCGUCAAUUUGCAAAUCAGCUGCGCCUCAGUGCGGCGGCUAGUGGGGAUCCCACGAUGACACAGCUGACGAAGCAAGCACGUGCUCUCCUUCCAGUGGCGGAUGAGCCUGGUGUCAGCGCGUCUGCCGUAGGACCUGAGCCAGGAGACAGCAGAGUAUGCUACCUGUGCGGAGAAACUGGCCACCUGAGGAGGGACUGCCCCAAGAAGAAGAAGGUGCAGUGUUUCAGAUGUAAGCGAUUUGGUCACAUCAAGAGGCACUGUCCUGAGGCCAAAUCCGAAGGACAAGUGAGUGGCAGGACUCCUGGUGCAGGUGCCAAUGCAUUUGCAGUAUCACCAGAUGUCGCUGCUGCAGAGUGCGAAGAUGAUGCAUGUCUUGCCCUCGUUGCCAGGCGUCGUGGUGGCCUGCCGAAAGUCUUCGUGUCGGUCAAUGGAGAGCAGACCAGGCUGAAGGCAGCCAUUGACUCUUGCUCGAGUCGCUCCCUAGUGUCUUCUGCUGCGGUGCGUACACUGUCUGUGCCUGUCUGCAAGCCGUCGGGUGAGGACAUGAUCACGGCUAUUAACGGCAACUCACUCGAUAUCACUGGCACUGUGGAGCUGACUGUCUCCCGUGAUGACAACAAUGUGUACCUGCCGAAAAUCAAGGCCAAGUUUCUGGUAGUUGAUUCUCUGGACGUGGUUCGCUCUGACAUGCUGAUUGGUCUUGAUGUGAUCUCAUCGGCCGGUGGUGUUGCUCUGGAGUAUUCAGAGAGUGACGGCCAGCUAACUGGUGCUGUGUUCGGAACGAGGCCAGUCGUGGCUGCAGUCGAGAGUAAGAUCAGCAAUGAAGAGCACUUGCCACGCCACGUUCAGGUCCGACAGGAUGGAGACAAGGUCACGUUGGAGAUGAGUGACUGUGAAGUGAUGUUCGACCCCGAGAAAGGCUUCUGGGAAGUCACUUGGAAAUGGUGCGACGGAGCUGCUCCAAGUUCACCUAUCGGUACAGGCAUCGGCGAGUAUUCCCGCCAAGGAUUAUCGGAUGAUCAGGAGGUGAAGUUCGUCACCGAGGUCCAAAACUGGAUUGAUCAAGGAUGGCUAGUUCCUUAUGACGAAGGCUCGCACGGCGAGAUUGGCGGUGUUUUGCCUCUGCUGGCAGUGUGUCAAGAGCACAAAGUGUCCACUCCGGUCCGCCCCUGUCUGGAUUAUCGCGCGCUGAACAGUCUCAUUGUGUCUCAUCCGGGCCUGGAUGCACCAGCAUGUGAAGAGAAGCUUCGGAAAUGGCGCCAGUGCGGCGAUGCUAUGGAUAUCCUGGAUAUUCGGAAGGCCUUCCUGAACGUGCGUGUACAGCCUGCCUUGCAGCGGUUUCAGGUGGUGGCUUGGAAAGGUCAGAAGUUUGUCAUGCAGCGCAUGGGGUUCGGCCUUUCAAUCGCACCAAAAGUCAUGGAUGCUAUUGUCCGGUGGGUUACGAAGGACUUUCCGGCAACUGACAACUAUGUGGAUGACAUCCUGACACCACGCCAUCAGACCAAGGAGCUGGCUGCCUCUCUGCAACGGUAUGGUCUACCAACGAAGCCGCCUGUGAAGCUUGAGGAGGCGUGCGUGCUUGGCCUGAAGAUUGAUGCUGAGGGAGACCAGCUGUGA
Sycon ciliatum is the source of this 2022-nucleotide messenger RNA. RefSeq lists its product as uncharacterized. The coding region runs from base 1 to 2022 and encodes 673 amino acids. The record is from RefSeq and is a predicted model, not a curated record. The transcript has a single exon. NCBI's taxonomy places the organism in Eukaryota, Metazoa, Porifera, Calcarea, Leucosolenida, Sycettidae. Gene Ontology annotation, molecular function: nucleic acid binding; zinc ion binding.